UAAAAGUUAGGUUAUGUUUCACCGGCCGGUUAUGUGCAUAAGACUAAUCAGCCAAUCGUAUUCGUGUAAAUUGAGUUUUUUUUCAUUUUUUUUUUUAAGUUCUUUAAAAAUGUUUAUGGAAUAAAUAAGUUUAUAUGAUUGGAGCUUAAUUUUUAAAGAAACAUGUGAUUGAAUCAAAAAUUCAGAAUUUCAAGUUUCAAUCACAUUAGUUAAAUCGCACAUGCGCAAUUGAUCAUUAUAGUUGUUAUGUAUUAGUGACGAAAGUUUUCUAUCUGUGUGUAUUGUUGAAUGUGUGUUGCAUAUGGUUGCAUAUAAGAUUCUGCUGGCGAGGUUAUAUAGAAUUAUAAUAGAAUAAAAUUAAUAAAAAUAAUGGCUAGCUGUAGAAUAUUUGGUGCACUUUCGCGAUUUUCGCGAACCAACGUUCAUUUCAUUACUCGAUCAGCUCAACAGCAACCAAUUAGAUCGCUGGCUACAGCUGGAGAAAAACAUUUUAAAACAAAAAUUGUCGACAAUGUAGCAGUUGUUACAUUAGAUUCCCCUCAGGUUAAGGUUAAUUCCUUGAACCGUGCAGUGAUGGAUGAAUUUGUGGAAGUUUUAAGGACAAUUGAAAAUAAUUCCUCAGUAAGUUCUGUGGUACUUAUUAGUGGAAAACCUGGAUGUUUUAUUGCAGGUGCUGAUAUUUCUAUGAUUAAUAAAUUUAAAACUGAAGAUGAUGGUUAUAAAAUUUCGAAAGAUUGUCACCGAGUUCUUGAUGAUAUUGCUAAUAGUAAGAAACCAGUGGUUGCAGCAAUUCAAGGCUCUUGUUUAGGUGGCGGUCUAGAGCUCGCGUUAGCGUGUCACUAUCGAGUUGCAGUGAAAGAUAAAAAAACAAGUUUAGGAUUACCAGAAGUAAUGUUAGGGAUUUUACCUGGAGGAGGUGGAACACAGAGACUUCCUAAAUUAGUUUCUCUGCCAAAUGCAUUGGACAUGACACUAACUGGAAAAACGCUUAAAGCAGAUAGAGCUAAAAAAUUUGGUGUUGUCGAUCUUCUUGUAGAUGAAUUGGGACCUGGACUAGCUCCACCUGAAGAAAACACAAGAAGAUAUUUGGAAGAAACUGCCAUUAAGGUGGCAAAAGAUAUUGCUAGUGGAAAUUUGAAAGUGAAUCGUGGUCCAAAGUCAUUGGGUGAAAAAGUUAUGAAUUACGCCUUGUCAUUUGAAUUUGUUAAAGAUCAAGUUUUCAAAAAAGCCAAAGCACAAGUCAUGAAACUUACUGGUGGUUUGUAUCCGGCUCCAUUGAAAAUUUUGGAAGUUAUUCGCACUGGUUUGGAUAAGGGUCCAAUUGUUGGUUAUGAGGCUGAGGCAAAAGCUUUUGGUCAUUUGGCAGUUACUAAAGAGAGUAGAGGACUCGUUAGUCUUUUUUUCGGUCAGACUGCCUGUAAGAAGAAUAGAUUUGGAACACCCAAAAGUGCUGUCAAAACUGUGGCUGUAGUUGGUGCCGGAUUAAUGGGAGCAGGAAUCGUUCAAGUCAGUAUUGAUAAAGGAUAUGAUGUCAUUUUGAAAGACACAAAUCAAGCUGGUUUAAAUAGAGGUAUUGGUCAAAUACAAAAAGGUUUGGAAACAGCUGUAAAACGAAAACGCCUGUCCAGUCUCGAAAAAGAUAGAUUCCUCGCAAAAUUGGAUACUACAUUAAAUUACGAUCAUUUUCAAAAGGCUGAAAUAGUUAUUGAAGCUGUCUUCGAAGAUAUUAACAUUAAACAUAAAGUAAUUAAGGAAAUUGAAGCUAACACACCGGACUAUUGUGUUGUAGCUACAAAUACAUCUGCGAUUCCAAUUACGAAGGUCGCAGCUGGAAGCAGCCGACCUGAUAAGGUAAUCGGCAUGCAUUAUUUUUCACCUGUAGACAAAAUGCAAUUACUAGAAAUUAUUACACACAAAGGCACAUCAACCGAAACGAUUAAAACUGCCGUUGAUGUUGGAUUGAAGCAAGGAAAAGUUGUCAUCACCGUUGGAGAUGGUCCUGGUUUUUAUACAACCAGAAUUCUCUCUGCCAUGUCAACUGAAGGAAUCAGACUGCUUCAGGAAGGUGUCGAUCCCGUUUUAUUAGAUAAACUCACAAAAAAAUUCGGCUUCCCAGUAGGAUUAGCAACACUCACUGACGAAGUGGGUAUUGAUGUUGGUGCUCAUAUUGGAGUUGAUCUUGGAAAAGCAUUAGGCCCAAGAUCCGCAGGCGGUGAUGUGAGAAUUCUUGAAGAUAUGGUGAAAAAAGGUUUCCUUGGACGUAAAUCUGGUAAGGGUUUCUUCGUGUACGAAGCAAACUCAAAAAAUAGAGAUGUCAAUCUUGGUGCACUCGAUAUUUUGAAAAACUAUAAACUCGAUCCAAAAGGAAGCACUUCCGAUGAAGAUCGUCAAAUGAGGCUGGUCAGCAGAUUUGUCAAUGAAGCUGUACUUUGUUUAGAAGAAAACAUUUUGGCCAAUCCGCUCGAAGGAGACGUUGGUGCUGUAUUUGGACUUGGUUUCCCUCCAUUUACAGGUGGACCUUUCCGAUGGGUUGACUAUUACGGAGCAGGUAGACUAGUUAAAAGAAUGGAAGAAUUCCAAAAUUCUUAUGGCGAAAGCUUUAAACCAUGUCAAUUGCUCUAUGAUAUGGCUUCUGACUCCACGAAAAAGUUCCAUUCUCAAUAAAGAGAAAAGACUUUCUUCCAAAAAAAAAAUAAAA
Messenger RNA from Leptopilina boulardi, 2698 nucleotides. It is a transcript of the gene Mtpalpha, whose product is annotated as trifunctional enzyme subunit alpha, mitochondrial. Bases 370 to 2664 code for a protein of 764 amino acids. Gene Ontology annotation, cellular component: mitochondrial fatty acid beta-oxidation multienzyme complex; mitochondrion. The record is from RefSeq and is a predicted model, not a curated record. The transcript is spliced from 10 exons. Gene Ontology annotation, biological process: fatty acid beta-oxidation. Gene Ontology annotation, molecular function: enoyl-CoA hydratase activity; long-chain (3S)-3-hydroxyacyl-CoA dehydrogenase (NAD+) activity; NAD+ binding. Lineage: Eukaryota; Metazoa; Arthropoda; Insecta; Hymenoptera; Figitidae.